Messenger RNA from Phaeodactylum tricornutum CCAP 1055/1, 1453 nucleotides. RefSeq lists its product with no specific name. Gene Ontology annotation, biological process: proteolysis. The transcript has 3 exons. Bases 35 to 1453 code for a protein of 472 amino acids. Lineage: Eukaryota; Bacillariophyta; Bacillariophyceae; Surirellales; Neidiaceae. The record is from RefSeq and is a predicted model, not a curated record. Gene Ontology annotation, molecular function: serine-type endopeptidase activity.
CUACAGCCUUCGAGCGAAACGCGCCGUGAAAAUCAUGAACUUUCUUUUUCAGCUCGUCAUGUUGACUUUACUGUUUUGGCCAGCUUUAGCCUCGGCUAGUUUAGGCUCGCACCGCAAACUAAAACGUGCUGUGGGCAGUCAAGCCAUACGGGGGCAGUACAUCAUCGAGCUGGAUCCAAGUAUCCCAGAUUCGAAUAGCUUCGCUGCCCGCGUCCUAAAACGCGCAUUCCGAAACAACGUCCUCGAGACCUACGACUACGCCUUGAAGGGAUUUGCUGUCAAGGAUCUCCCCGAGAUGUUGUUGAACGUCAUUCUGAAUAUGGAUGAUGUUCUCUCAGUAUCAGAGGACGCGGUUGUCGAGGCGGAUACAGUACAGACAAAUCCUCCAUGGGGCCUCGACAUCACAGACGGUAAAGACGAUAACCGCUUCACUUACACAUACACAGGACAAGGAGUAGAUGUUUACGUUCUUGACACUGGAAUACAAGCAAAUCAUCCCGACCUUGAAGGUCGUGUCGAUAGCUGCGUAUCAUAUACUAAUGAAGCCUGUGGGUCAGAUUUGAAUGGGCAUGGUACCCAUGUGGCCGGAACUGUCGGGUCAAAAACCUACGGUGUGGCCAAGAAGGUGUCUCUGCACGAUGUCAAGGUACUUGACCGGCGGGGGAGUGGAUCCUUCAGCGGAGUUAUUGCUGGCAUCGACUACGUGGCCCAGAUCAAGAAGACCGAUCCCAGUCGCAAAACAGUCCUCAACAUGAGUCUGGGGGGAGGCCGCAGUACGGCCUUGAACAACGCAGUCAAUUCUGCAGCGACUUCAGGAGUGGUAGUUGUUGUCGCUGCCGGAAAUAGCAAUCGUAAUGCCUGUAAUUACUCUCCCGCGUCUGCGUCGGGAGCGCUGGUAGUUGGUUCUAUUGAACGCAACAACCGUCGUUCGAGUUGGUCCAAUUGGGGUAGUUGUGUCGACAUCUUUGCAGCUGGAUCCGGGAUCCUGUCGUUGUCUCGAACCGGUGGCGUAACCACAAAGUCGGGUACGUCCAUGGCUGCUCCACACGUGGCCGGUGUCGCAGCAUUGUACUUGCAAGUGGGUAGAAAUCCCAAUACUAUCACUUCCGAUGCUUUGAAGAACCGGGUGACCCGUACUCGAGGUUCCGACAACAAACUAGUGAGUACAUCUGCACUACCUUCUGAACAAAGGCCAUCUCGGGCGCCCACCCAGGUCCCAACUGUUGAGUCCGUGCCUCUGGAAGAUUCAGAUUCGUUGGCUCCGACCAAAGCUCCCGUUUCUUCCCCCGCCAAAGCUCCAGUGCCACCACCUACUCUCAUUCCAACCAGGAAACCUACUCGCGCUCCAACCAGGAAACCUACUCGCGCUCCAACCAGGAAACCUACUCGCGCUCCAACCAAAGCUCCAAAUUCAAGUGGUCCACUGCGCAAACUGUGCAAGAAAUGCUGCUAA